AUGGGGAUUAUGCUUCAAGUUAUUCUAGGAAUGUUUCAAUUCCUGCUGCUCACCAGAAUACCGACGUCCCAUGCCAAGCUCGCUCACUGGCGGCCAGCAGACUCCCCCAAAUCCAGGGAAGGCAGAGAAGUGCGACGGUGGUUGGAGGUUUAUUCUCGGAGCGGUUGUGAGCCUCGGGACACAUUGGUGGAGGUUUGGCGGGAGUUGCCGGGCGAGAUCCACCAUCUCUUCGUCCCGUCCUGCGUGUCCUUGAGGCGAUGUGGCGGCUGCUGUGCGGACGAGGCCUUGGAGUGUGUGCCCUCGCUCACACACACACUCACCAUGGAGCUGAUGAGAACGUCCUUCAUGAAACAUGAGCUCAUCGAGCUGCCCUUCAUCGAGCACAGCCAGUGUGAGUGCAGGUUAAAAGAACAAUUCCAGCCAACGCCUACUGCAAGGUCCCAUCUGAAGCCAGCAAGAAAAGAAAAAAAAAGGGAGAGGGGAAAGUCCAAACAGAGGGCGACUGGAGCUGUCAGACCUGCAACCCAUACUAUCCCUUCUCUUCCCGUUACGUCCUCUCUUCCUCCAUCACCCCCUACCACCAGUUUCUCUCCAACUCCCUCUCCAAUGCCUCGUUGCCGCCCCUGCAGAGGGAGGAAGUGGGCCCUGGAUGUGACGUCAUGUCAGUGCCGCUGCACCAUCAGAGCUGAGAACUGCAGCCAGAAGGGCCUGAGGCUCAACCCUCGCCGAUGCAAGUGUGACGCCCUGAGGACUUGAUAUGUCUGCCCGCUGUCUUUUCACCACCUUCUCUCCACCAAAUUCCUGUCAAU
Stegastes partitus (bicolor damselfish) is the source of this 809-nucleotide messenger RNA. It is a transcript of the gene vegfba, whose product is annotated as vascular endothelial growth factor Ba. The record is from RefSeq and is a predicted model, not a curated record. The transcript has 8 exons. Gene Ontology annotation, biological process: positive regulation of endothelial cell proliferation; sprouting angiogenesis; induction of positive chemotaxis. Bases 1 to 756 code for a protein of 251 amino acids. Gene Ontology annotation, molecular function: chemoattractant activity; growth factor activity; vascular endothelial growth factor receptor binding. Lineage: Eukaryota; Metazoa; Chordata; Actinopteri; Pomacentridae. Gene Ontology annotation, cellular component: membrane.